This is a messenger RNA of Danio aesculapii, 2607 nucleotides long. Its product is annotated as N-acetyllactosaminide beta-1,3-N-acetylglucosaminyltransferase 2. The coding region runs from base 210 to 1589 and encodes 459 amino acids. The record is from RefSeq and is a predicted model, not a curated record. NCBI's taxonomy places the organism in Eukaryota, Metazoa, Chordata, Actinopteri, Cypriniformes, Danionidae. Gene Ontology annotation, cellular component: membrane. Gene Ontology annotation, molecular function: hexosyltransferase activity. The transcript has 2 exons.
UUUCACAGAUGUCAAUUCACGCACUUUUAAUGACACGUGCCACUGACCAGCGGGAAUAUUACAGACUGGAUUUCAUUUGUUGAUUUGUUUGGUUACCGUUUUUGCAAAUCCCAUGUCUUAUUUAUCUGUUUGUUUACUGUACAAGAUCUGUAUUAUGGUGUGAGUGACGCGCAAUUCACCUUAAAACACCUCGACAAAAACGCGGCUAUAUGGCUUUAUGUCUGUGUCGAUACCGCCGGCGGAUCAUCUUGUUCUGUUCACCAUGCAUACUGCUGCUUCCAGUCUGCAUCUACGUCAUGAUUGCCAUGUCCUAUGUCAUGAAACACGGUGACACCGGUGGGUAUGCCGGCUCUGGUACCUAUGUCUCCACUGCUUCUCUUCCUGUACUGCCAGACCGCUUUAUAGCCCGUGGUCUUAAACGCUCCAAAGAUCUGGCGCCACAUCCGGAAAACUCUUUCUGGAGAAGUGAGCUAGAAAGCGGCGCACUAUGGAACAUCAUCCAGUACAUGAUGGAUCGCCAGCGCAACCCCAUUCUAAGUCCACAUCUAACUAUAGAAACAUCCAGUAAUUCUGAAAGAUCCAAAAGUGAGAAUGGAUGUUCUCCAAAUUCUAACAUUGACAUUACGAUGCCUGAUUUCCUCACUCUACCUACGCAGAUGAAGAACUUUGUGAGCACAAUGCAUUGUAGAGACUAUGCCAUAAUCAUAGACCCUUUAGAUGUUUGCAAUCAUGGACCACUUGCAAAGAAAUGGGCACCGACGUUGCUUCUAGCAAUAAAAACUCAAACUGCGAAUUUUGAAAACAGGGAAGCGAUAAGAGAAACUUGGGGACGUUCUGGAAGGAUAAAGACCCGGGAUGGGCAGCUAAAGAUUGUUCGAAGGGUCUUCCUUCUUGGGAAGUCCAAAAGCGAGCAGCAUGAAGAAAAACUGCAAUUAGAGAGUCAGAAAUAUGGUGACAUCCUCCAAUGGGAGUUCACAGACACAUUUUUUAACCUCACCCUGAAAGAUGUGCUGUUCUGGGAGUGGUUCUCAAGGCGGUGCCCACAUGCCCGAUUCAUCUUUAAAGGUGAUGAUGAUGUGUUUGUGAGAACACCUGCUGUUCUGGACUAUCUACAGGCUGUGGAGGCCAAUGAAAGCUUCUCAGAUGAAUCCAAAAAGAUGGAGCGAUUUGUCAUUGGGGAUGUGAUACACAAUGCAGCACCUAUACGCACUAAUAACACCAAGUAUUUCAUCCCGGAGAGCUUUUUUAAAGGGCUGUACCCUUCAUACCCUGGUGGAGGAGGGGUGGUUUACUCUGGCUCUCUGGCCCAUAGGCUCUUGGAGGUUUCACAAAGGGUUCAUCUGUUCCCCAUUGAUGAUGUCUACUUGGGCAUGUGUCUUCGAAGACUGGGUGUUUACCCUGUCCACCAUCCUGCAUUCCUUACCUUUGACUUCCCCAAGGAUGAGCCCAGAGAACCCUGCGCUAAUCAUACCAUUCUUCUAGUGCAUAAGCGCAGCCCAGCUGAGAUGUUCAAACUGUGGUUUGAAACCCUGAUUCCAAGUCCCGAAUGCAGAAACGCAACGCUCAGGGUCAAACCUAGACCUGACUGAGUUCUGAAGACUUUGACUUUUCCUACCUGAAGGAAGUUUUGACGUAUAUUGAAUACUUGAAAACUAGUGUUAUGCAAUUCAUGAUAUUUUGUAUAUACUUUUGUUAUUUUGAGUCUUGAACUAUUUUUUAAAGUUCCGUUAAAACAAAUGUAGCGGCAGAGCUUUUCAUUCAUGUUGUGACAUGAAGAGAAACUCAAGGUUUUUUACAUUUUAAUUAAAAACUGACGUAAAUAAAAAUGAAAAAUGGAUGAAUUGUUCACAACAAUCGUUCAUCUAUAACAGGGGUGGUCCAGGGGGGUCGGUGUCCUGCAGAGUUUAGCUACAACUUGCCACAACACACCUGCCAAGAUAUUUCUACCAAGCAUACACUAAAAAAAUACCUCUUAAUUAACGGUUUCUGAAUUUUGUGAUUCAUAAUGUAUGUUUUUUGCUUAUUUAAGGUUGUUAAUUGCAUUAUGUGACCUUGAUCUGGGCUCCGGCGACUUUUGAUAUUGACAUUUUAGUAGUUUGAAAUUAUUUAUUGUAUAACAAAUGAUAUAUAGAGAAAUGUCAGUGAUUUUACAGAAAGUGUGCUGACAGUUUAUUAGAAGGUUUAUGUAACAUAAUACACAAUAUAUCACUUUAAACUAUUAAAAAUGUUAAGAAAAGUCACUUUUUUGAACAUUUCAAAGUUAAAUUUGUUGAAAGAAAGAUCGAGGUCCAAUAAUGCAAUUCAAAAACUUUAAAAAGUGGGAAAAAAUAGAAACACAAAUCACAAAAUGCAGAAAAUUACUAAUUUAACAAAAGUUUUAGCAGUAUAGUAAGUACUUGAUGGCCUGUGUGGGUCUGAUUGGGGUUGAAGCUAAACUAUGCUGGACACCGACCCUCCAAGACCGAAUCUGGGCACCCAUUAUCUAUAACAUGCAUUUAAAAAGGUUAAUAUUUAUUUCAUGCUAAUUGCUGAAGUGUUACUGUCAAUUUAAUACGCCGAAACAAGCUAAAUAUUUUACUUGAAUAAAAAGAAGGGCACAACAACAAA